AUGGCAGCACCGAGACAGCGCUCAUCAGUCACCAAUGACCUUCUGAUGACCUCUGACUCCGGUUCUACUUCGCUCCUUAUCCUUCUCGACCUCUCUGCUGCAUUUGAUACUGUUGAUCAUCACAUCCUCCUUCACCGCCUCCAACACGAUACAGUUGCCCCCGUCAAAAAUCGUAUCCCCUCGGAGUAUCCACGAGGUCGGGGCGACGUCCUCGGCAUUCUCCUGCUUCCGCCUUCCCCUCUCUACUCUGCCAGGGUAUCCGCCCUGCGCUCCGUCGCGGGUCGCUGGCAGGACGCUGGUGUGUCAGCUGGAUGUCGCCUUCUCCGGCGGGGGAUCCUGCCCUGCCCUGGGCUUGGUGGGCCGUUAAUGGAUGCGGGUGGCCCGGGGGACCACCCUGAAUCCCGGGGCUGUGACGAUGGCUCCUUUGCUGGGUUGCGGGAGGACGGAUUGGUUGUACUGCCCCCCCUCCCUCCCCAGGCAGGCUGGGUGGGGGCUGUGGUCCUGGGGUUGAGCCCGCUCAGCAUCUCGGCCCGUCUGCGUGGCUGCCGUGUUUUUGGUAGGGUUCACGUCCGACUGGAUGUGAUUGGGCGCACUCGGGGUUUCGUUAAAGUAGUGAAGAACAAGGCGUACUUCAAGAGAUACCAAGUCAAGUUUCGUAGGAGGAGAGAGGGGAAAACUGACUACUUUGCCCGCAAGCGCCUUGUCGUCCAAGAUAAAAACAAGUACAACACGCCAAAGUAUCGCAUGAUUGUCCGCUUCACCAACCGGGACAUCAUCUGUCAGAUCGCUUACGCUAAGAUCGAAGGGGACAUGAUUGUGUGCGCGGCGUACUCGCACGAGCUGCCCAAGUACGGCAUCGCCAAUGGUUUGACAAACUACGCGGCGGCCUACUGCACCGGUCUGCUGCUGGCUCGCAGGCUCCUGAACAAGUUCGGCUUGGACAAGGUGUACGAGGGCCAACUGGACGUGAACGGUGAGGAGUUUAACGUGGAGAGCAUCGACGGGCAGCCUGGCGCCUUCACCUGCUACCUGGACGCCGGCCUGGCUCGCACCACCACCGGCAACAAGGUGUUCGGGGCUCUCAAGGGCGCCGUGGACGGAGGUCUCAGCAUCCCCCACAGCACCAAGCGUUUCCCUGGCUACGACUCUGAGAGCAAGGAAUUCAACGCCGAAGUCCACCGCAAGCACAUUCUGGGCAUCAACGUGUCCGAGUAUAUGAGCAUGCUGAUGGAGGAAGACGAGGAAGCCUACAAGAAGCAAUUCUCGCGCUUCAUCAAGAAUGGCGUGGCUCCCGAUAUGAUUGAGGAAUUGUACAAAAAAGCGCACGCUGCCAUCCGUGAGAACCCAGUCCAUGAAAAGAAGCCUCCCAAGGAGGUGACAAAGAAGAGGUGGAAUCGUGCCAAGAUGUCUCUGGCCCAGAGGAAAGAUCGCGUCGCCCAGAAGAAGGCAAGCUUCCUUCGGGCUCAAGAAAAGGAGGAAACAGAGUGA
Molecule: messenger RNA, 1488 nt
Organism: Nerophis lumbriciformis (worm pipefish)
Lineage: Eukaryota; Metazoa; Chordata; Actinopteri; Syngnathiformes; Syngnathidae
Source: RefSeq, a predicted model, not a curated record